Mycena citricolor is the source of this 1415-nucleotide messenger RNA. The record is from the annotation of a GenBank genome assembly. Lineage: Eukaryota; Fungi; Basidiomycota; Agaricomycetes; Agaricales; Mycenaceae.
AAGUAAUCCAAGAUUCACUUGACCCGCCUCCAAGUCCUGGACGCCUCUGUUGGCCGCCCGGCCUGUCGAUGCAGGGUUUACCGUUAUUCAAAUUCAGAUACGUAUAUACGUUCCUCUGAGAUCCGUUUGUGUUGUUUCAAACACCGUCACGCGGCCUCAUCAAAUGAAUAUCUUGAACUCAAGCCAGACCACUACUUUACCGCAAGUCAUGAACUACACAGGGGCUCCCUUAGUUCCUCACUCUUCCAGCAAGUAUCAUCAUCCCUACUUUACGCCGGACGAAGUAUCCUAUCUUUCCGAAAAGCAACGCGGGAAAUUCUCUGAGACCCAGGAGGAACGCGUUCGACAAAGUGCAUGCACCUUUCUUGAAGCGCUGGGGUCUCGCAUCGGAUUCCCGAGACGAACGACAGCGACAGCGCAAAACCUCUACCACCGCUUCCAUCUGUUUUUCCCUCGUAAAGAUUUCAGUUAUGUGGACGUUUCCCUGGCAUCCCUGUACGUUUCCACGAAGAUGCACGACACCCUCAAGAAGCCACGAGAGUUGCUGGCCGCAUCGUAUGCUAUACGCUUCCCGGAUCUCGUCGCGAAGUCGAAGCAUCCAGGAGGAGAAAUCGACAUAGACUCGAUGGAUCCCGCAGUCGUUGAGCGAGAUCGCCAGCGCAUACUUUCAGUGGAACGGUUGCUGCUUGAGACGAUAUGCUUCAAUUUUACAUCGCGGAUGCCCUUUCCCUACGUCAUCAAAUUAGGAAGAGCUUUUGGUGCUGGUAAAAUGUUAACGAAGUUGGCUUGGAGGCUGACGCUUGACUGUCACCGCACGCUGGUACCCAUCCAGUAUCCACCCCACGUCGUUGCGCUCGCAGCGAUCUACACUGCUGCGCUGCUGUUGUCUUUCGAGCAGCCUGCCGUUCGGGAGGACGAUGCGACCAAGUCUCCGCAUGAAGUCGCAGAGCUUUUGGGCGCAAACGGGUCAUGGGAGGAAAAAUAUCAGGCGCAGGUGGAUGAUCUUGAGAACAUCGCUCAUACCGUGAUCGACCUGUUGAGUAAGCUCUCACAAACCGGCAUCAAUACUUCCCCCAGCACGCCAUCCUCCCCGUCUCCAAACCCGUCUCCACGAACACCUCGUCCCGAAGCCCAGCCUCAACCGCCAGAGAUGUACAAGGCCGACCGCCUGACACGUUUGAAAAUCGCCAUGCGUGCAACAGAGCACACACCCCGGACCCGACAACCGCUAGGAAGCUCCGAUCCGAGUGCACUGUACAGCGGAGAGGACAUUGGACUGUUGGGUCGGAAUGAGGGGACCGUGCGGUUUCUGUUUGGGCCUCCCGGGGUCGGAGAUGAUACAACAUGAUUAGAUUUGCAAGGUAUCUGUAGACUAUCUGGCCUGUACAUUAUACUAAAAUAUCAGCGUCGACGGC